This is a messenger RNA of Nematostella vectensis (starlet sea anemone), 3154 nucleotides long. RefSeq lists its product as uncharacterized. Gene Ontology annotation, molecular function: ligand-gated monoatomic ion channel activity; delayed rectifier potassium channel activity. The coding region runs from base 189 to 1832 and encodes 547 amino acids. Lineage: Eukaryota; Metazoa; Cnidaria; Anthozoa; Actiniaria; Edwardsiidae. Gene Ontology annotation, cellular component: voltage-gated potassium channel complex; membrane. Gene Ontology annotation, biological process: potassium ion transmembrane transport. The transcript has 11 exons. The record is from RefSeq and is a predicted model, not a curated record.
AAGCUAUUCGGCUUACGAAAGCCAUCGCUAGGGAACCUAGAAAAUUAGCAUUUCUGCUCGGCAGUUCGUCAGUCCUAAAAGUUCCCUUUGGGUGACAAACAUAUAUGUAAAGAAGUCUUCAUCUUAACAAGGACUGAAUAAGAGAAAAUAGCAAGCUUUAGUAGCCGUUGGGUUUACUGGAAAGAAAUAUGAACUAUUUUCAGUUUUUAGCGCUAGUUCUGAUGGCCUGGUGUUUUGCCUCGAUAUCCGCACAAAACGCAACUUCACCUACGAACACAACAGUUGUAGUGUCUAGAAAUUGGUCGGAGCUGACUAAUAGCACGAUGGCACUCAUAGCUAAUAGCUCACUUGCACAAACCCCGUACCGAGCGCCGUCAAACUGUAAGCCCAAAAGUGCAGUUUGUCCGACGACACUGAACGUUGACUGGUGGGAGAUCCCACCUUACAUCUACCAGAAGAAAGAGUCAAACGGGAAAUUAUCGCCAGUCGAGGGGAUUUUCCCACAAGUGCUUCGCCAACUGGUUGACAGCUGUUGCGGGGCAUGCGUAAACAUCAGUUACAACAAACCCGCAAACGACUCGGAGGAAGUGAAGAAACACAUCGGACUCAACGGCACGGUCAUCAGCCUGCCCAUAUAUGGCGAGAUGAAGGAGAUCCGCUUCCAGGACUAUCCAUUCUACCCGGUGGUCGAGUCCCCGGGCGUUGUGUUUAUCGUGAAGAAGGAAGACUCCUCUGCUGCGGCUGAGGCUGUGAUGAACGCCGUGUUCCAGGGAUGGCCGGUUCUUUUGCUCACCUUGAUUAUGGCUGCUCUUUCGGGAAUCAUCGUCUGGGCACUGGAUACCUACUGGAAUCCCGAGGAAUUCCCGCGCUCGUUCUUCAGAGGAACCUGGGAAGGUUUCUGGUGGGCCUUCGUAUCUAUGACAACUGUAGGGUAUGGUGACCGUGCCCCACGCUCUGUUCUCGCCCGUACCUUUGCGUUCGUCUGGGUUCUCAUUGGUCUGGUCAUUAUCUCCAUCUUCACCGCUACCGUCACCACAUCGCUAACGGCCAUCUCUCUCAGCAACGAGGUCAAGCUGUACGGCUCUGAGGUUGUUGCUAUGAAAAAUACAGAGGAGCAGAGACUAGGGGUGAGGAGCAACGCAAAGGUCAAAGAAAAGAAAAGCGUACAGGAGAUGACGGAUGCCAUCCUGGCUCCAGGUACGACGUCUCAAGGAGCGCUGUUAGACAGCUAUGUUGCAGGCUACUGGGCUCGAGUCGCAGACAACAAGAUCCUUGGCAACAGCAACCUGCGUGUCGGGACGGUCGUGGAUCAUCAGUUUGCAUACGGAUUCGUGAUCGCUGGACCACUCAGGGAGAAUUCCUUUGAGCAGUGCAUGCGUAAGCACCUGAACAGCAUGGAGACGGACAUCACUUCUAUCAUCCAGACCAAGGCUAAGACUAUGGAUGAUCCUAGCGGCGGUGCAGCGGUUGAGAAGACCAGCAACCUGUUUGACGCAGAGUCCCCCGUCUUCCAGCAAGCUAUCUACACCUGCCUUGGUCUCGUGGCGGCCCUCACUAUCUGCGGACUUAUCUGGGAGUUCGCCUACUGGAGACCUCGCCAGCCCAAGGAGGCAAAGACAGAAGUUGAGCGCAUUGUGACCCCAGAGACUUCGUACGAGAACUUGGUCGCCCAGCAGUGUACCGAGAUUGAGGAAGCCAUGAUGAACGAGGUCCAGCGCUUCUACAUCGCCUGGAACAAGAAGCUGGAGGAGCUGAAGCGACGCAACGGCCAGAUGAGCCCUACUGAUGUGAACGUGAUGGGCAUGAGUGGUGGUGAUGUCCGUAGUAUGUAGACAAGCACAGGACACAAGGGCGCGAGGGUGGCUAGGGAGCUUUGGGACCUUAAGCAUAACGGUUGGCGAUGAGCAGGAGGGUGUCAAAUUCUUUUAAAGAAAUGCUCAGAAAUGAAUUUCUAUCUCUGCUGUACCUAAAUGGUUAAAUUGGGCGAUUGUUUGCGGUUUACUGAGACAGUAGACAGAAAGCAUUUUCAGGUACUGCCAUUGAACUCUUGAAUCUAUAGCAUUCUUUUCAAUCGUCGCCAUCCUGCUCGGUACUGUCGGUUUGCUAAAGAUCACUAUUAAUCCUUACCGCCGCCUUCGUGUCCUCAAGGAUAAGGAGUGACACAAUUAGAUCAUAUGCCUACUAUUUUCACACCCUAUUUGUUGGGCUUUUCUGUUUUACAACAAGGGCCAUACUGCAUCUAGUUAACCCAUAGUCACCUUUCUUCGUUCUCUCUUUUUGCUGGGCAGGGAAUUGGGACUUAGGAACUAAAUUGUGGAUAGAUUGAGUCAACGAAAAUCAUACGAAAAUCAACCAUCUUCUUCCUUCCUUUAGAUAUGUUUCUAAAAUCAUUCAAGUUCAAUAGCUUAUAGUAAUAAUAUAUACAGCAACACUAGCAAAACACGUGCUUUAAUUUCUUUACAGGCCGUGUGUUAUUAAAAAGCACGAUUGACGCCAGGGUGCGUACGCAAAAGCAGAUAUUGAGCUUGACAUGCACGUAGUGUUUCGGAUCUCCAUCACUUAAUGUUGUCAAAACAAUAAGAUAUCAUGUUUUGGACGUUUUUCUUUCAAUAGAUGCCACCGCUUUGUGUUAUAAACCCUUAAAAAACUUGACUUAGUGUGUGUGUGUUGACGACACAAUGAGAUUUAUUUGUCAUGGUGCAACAUCAUUGUCGCUAAAACAUGAAUCUCGUAGUAUCUUGACAUUCAUUAAUCGCGUCAGUAAUCAUUAUAUUUUAGUGUGACAAUUAGCAUAGAUGCACCUUCCCCAAUGACAAAUGAGUAAAGAAACUCGUAAUUUUUAGGGAAGUUAGACGGGGUCGAGAAGCUAUAUAUACCUACCUUAUUCCACUUUUCCACUCUCCGUUUCUUUUAGGCAGUCAACUUAGAAAGGUGUUGCGCUUAGGUUUGAUUGGAACUUUCACUCAAAAUUUCCUUUUAAGGAAAAUGUUCCACGUGUACAGUUGUUAUUUAAGAAUCACAUGGUCUUGACCCCAUGAGUCUUGUAGCAGUGUGUCUGCAGUGCAGAGGCAUCGCUUAUUUUGUAAAAAGAUUUAGCACAUAAUGUACUCGAAUAACCCACACUAUUUUGAAAAUAAAGACAAGUGAAAUGUCC